AUGCUAACCAACGUCUCCGUUGCAGGAUCAGAGAUUGGCUCGCUGGUUAAUGUGUCCAUAAAACCUUGCAACACAGAGCCGUGCAUGCUGUAUACGGAAACCACUGUAGAGUUAAAUAUCCAAUUUACGGCAAAAAAACUAAUCCAACGUGGUCAGGCGGCGAUCAACGCGACGUUUUAUGGAUACUCGUUUAGGUUGGGACUUUAUAAUGACAGCCUAUGUGCCUACACUCAGCCUGGCUGCCCUGUCCAAGCGGACGGAACCGUUUACACUUACACGUAUGCGGUUUAUAUUUCACCAAGCUUCAUCCCGAUGCCGAUGGGGAUAAGAUGGACGCUGUCGUCCAACAACGAGACUUUGGCGUGUGCGGAUUUCCAAAUAAGGAUCGUAAAUCCUAUACCGACCGUAAACAGAGUACCCCCGGUCGCUGCUCCUUAAUUUGCUGUUUGACAUUGUGAUUCCUCCCUGUACGGAUAUUCCGCUUUAAUAAUUGUUGAUGUUGAUUCAGUAGCCUAAUACAGACAGUGUAG
Dicrocoelium dendriticum is the source of this 530-nucleotide messenger RNA. The record is from the annotation of a GenBank genome assembly. Lineage: Eukaryota; Metazoa; Platyhelminthes; Trematoda; Plagiorchiida; Dicrocoeliidae.